AUGGCCUCUGGACGCUCAGAACGCGUCUACCACCAGGACUACAUUGCGCGCAUCAGAUACUCUAACACAUUACCACCUCCUCCAAACCCGCCAAAGCUUCUCGACAUCCCUGGAACCGGCAUCGCCUCGAACAACUACACAUCAGCAUCAUAUGCCCUCAAGCUUGCAAGAGAGCAGCCUCUCAACAUUGAGGCCGAUGCCGAGCUCGGAAUGCCCAUUGACCUGGUCGGUCUGCCAGGUGUCUUUGACGGAGACGAGAGCGGUAUGUCCAUCAUCACUCUCUCUAGCACUGCCCUCAUACUAACAGACAACNNAGCCAUCAUGGCCCAGGACUCUCCGCCGCCGCUUCACCCCAAAGACCGAGCACUGCUCAAGCCGCUAUCAGCACUGGGCAAGCCGACAGCAAUGAACUCUGGUGUCAGUUUCCUUCGCAGAACAGAAUACAUCUCAUCCAACGCCGCUGCUGUCCAACGCUUCGAGUCGAGUACCUCNAAAGAUCUUUUGCGCGUGCGCAACGACCCCAAGCGUCGCAAGCCUCCUCCGACCGUCAACCGCGACGACCCCAUCAACAUCAUCAGAUCCCUCGUCAAGGGCUUUGACCUUGCCUACCCCGAAGAUGCCUACACUGGCCCCGAUUCUGAGACAAACAUCCGCGGCGCUCCUAUCACUGAAGCCGACAGAACUGCUUGGAAGAAGCCGAAACAUCCUACCAACCCCAACCUGACCCUUUUGGACUCGUACCCUCUUCUUCCUGAUCUGGACGCCAUACCGUUGAUUGGCGACUAUCAGAUCGUCAAAUUCAGUACCAACCCCGUCGCUCAAUCAGAUUCCUACGACCAUCGCCUCGAUACAGCACUAUUGCGACCACUCGGCGCAGACCUUAACUUGAUGGAAGAGCGUAUGGCUGCCCAUAAAGCUGACCCCACCAUUCCCAAGCCUCUUCCUGAAUGGGACUACGACUUGUUCCUGGCCGAGCAUGAAAGCUCUGUUCGUGGUAUCAAGCGCAAGUUUGACCCGAACGACGUUCAAAACGACGACCCGUCACUCUACGACACCGAGGCAGACGGCGAGAGCUUCUUCCAGUUUCAGCGUAUCCGCGAGUACGAGACAUACCAACAGGCUGGUGAUGCCGACAAUUCGUAUGGCGACACAGUUGCUCUUGCGCUUCAUGACUCUGGCGACCGUCUCCAAAAGGGUGCCUACUUCUACCCUGUAAAACAACGAACCAACCUUCGUCCGAAGCGCAAGAUACCCGGACUCAUCGAGGAAGGCCGUGUCGAGCACGUCGACGUCCUACAUGUCAACGUCAGAGACCCCAACUCAGAUGAAAUCACUAUGCGCACAGAUCACCAAACUGCGCUCGAUCCUACCACCGAGAGUGUAUAG
This is a messenger RNA of Aureobasidium vineae, 1386 nucleotides long. NCBI's taxonomy places the organism in Eukaryota, Fungi, Ascomycota, Dothideomycetes, Dothideales, Saccotheciaceae. The record is from the annotation of a GenBank genome assembly.